CGAAGCAACCUAAGAAACCAUAGGAAGCAAAUUUUAAAUGCUGUGAAAAAAAAAGCGUUCAAUUUUGUGAUAUAAUACAUUAUUGCUACUGAAGACAAAUUUAUCAGAAAAAAAUUAUUCGCUAAAUAAACCAAAAUGUUUAAAUCAGUGAAAUCCACACGUCGUAUCGAGGAUUCCGACUCAAGUGCCGAUGAAGCUUGCGGCGAAGUAAUCAAGGACCAGGUCGAUGUCGUAGAGACCGAAGAAGAGGAACUUCAAGAAUCCAACAGCGACACUGAUAACUCGACCGGUGAUGAAGUUGACAACCAAAACCAGGAAAGCGAAUCCAGUUCUGACGGCGGCACACCAGACACACGUUUGUCAAGGCCCCCAUCGAAAUCUCCGCCGGCCGAUGUAGCGAAACAUAACGAUUCAAGUCAUCCGGCGUUGGACCGUACCAAUGCCGACCGGAUCGACAGGAUGGAAGAGAUGAUUGCCAACAUGAACAACUUCAUGAAUCGUUUUGAGGCACAUACCAGACCAGCACCGACCGACAAUGACGAUGGAUGGAAGUCUUCCAAUGACGUUCAUCCACGCGGAAGUGGUGAAAAUUCCUCUUCUAGCAUCCGGUGGGAUCACCUGAAACCAUUCCCAUCUGGCAUUGCUGCUAACAAGAUGUGGGAGGAAUUCAACCGCUACGUAGAGAAUUUUGAGAUAGCAGCGUCACUCAACAAUGUGAACGACCCAGUCAAGAGGAGCCAGCAGCUAUUUCUCUCCAUCGGCGAUGAGCUGCAAGCAGUGGCGUAG
Molecule: messenger RNA, 786 nt
Organism: Armigeres subalbatus
Lineage: Eukaryota; Metazoa; Arthropoda; Insecta; Diptera; Culicidae
Exons: 2
Coding region: 136-786 (216 amino acids)
Source: RefSeq, a predicted model, not a curated record